AUGGAGAAAAGUAAUUCAUCUAGUUCGGGGGUAAUUGUCUCCAUUAUAUUUUAUAUUUGCUAUUUAUUUUAUUUUAUCACAUACAGCUAUGAAAUAGUUCUAGUAUUUUCAAAAGAUAUAGACUAUGUUAUGUUUUGUGCUUUGUUAGUUACUUCAAUGUUUUCAAUUUUUUUUGUGUCAAUGGGUUUGAUGUAUACUUCUUUUUUUUUGGUUGCCAUUAUAUCAUUGACCGAAAUAUAUGAAUAUACAGGUAAUUUACUUGAAUAUGUACUAGAUGAUGAAUUUAAUAAAUUGUUUUUAUUAGUGAGAUUAUUUACUACAGUUAACUUCAUCGUAUUUUUCUCAAUGCAUAUAAGUAAUCUUAAAAAAAAAAAGAAGGAAUAUUUGAAUAAGAUUAAAUCACAAAAUAGUGGAAUGCAGUUACAUAACAAAAUGAGACCAAGCAAUAAUAGUGUUUUAAGGAAUAAUAGUGGUCCUAUAAGUAAAAAUAUUCAUAAUGAAAAUAGGAGACCAUUAAAUCAAGAAAAUUUAUUUCCAAGUCAAACAAUUACACCGGAUGGUUGUGUUUUAACUUCAUUUCCAAAUGAUAAAAAUGCCUUAACUAGUCAACAUAAUGUGUAUAAUUCUCAGUAUAUGCCUUCUAACCAUUACAAUAUUAAAUCACCACAUAAUUUAAAUACAAUAGAAAAUAAUCAAAUAUUAAAUAACUACAGUACGGUUAACCAUAAUUUAGAUUUACAGAAUGAUCAAUAUAUAAAUCCAAUGAUUAAUUCCAACAAUUUAAAUUUAUAUAAAAAUAAUACUAAUACUUGUAUUCAACCUAUUCAACCAAAUAAAUCUUACUUAAUAAAAGGUGAAUAUAAUACAAAAAAUAAUUGCUAUGAAAUUCCAAAUAGUAGCCCUCGAAACGAUAAUAAUUUCCCCCCAUUUAUACCGAACAACAUACUCAUAAAAAAUGCUUCAUAUCCAAAUACUGAAUCUAUUAACAAAAAUAAUGGCUCAUAUAAUGCAUAUAAUUGUUAG
This is a messenger RNA of Plasmodium relictum, 1023 nucleotides long. RefSeq names its product conserved Plasmodium protein, unknown function. The record is from RefSeq and is a predicted model, not a curated record. Bases 1 to 1023 code for a protein of 340 amino acids. The transcript has a single exon. Lineage: Eukaryota; Apicomplexa; Aconoidasida; Haemosporida; Plasmodiidae.